AUGUAGAUAAAUUGUGACUAAGCUGGUCAUCAAAAUCAAUCAAUAAUUGGUUUUUGCAUAGAUAUUACAUGCAAAAAUUUAAUACACUAUUGUAAUUUUUGCUUGCCUCUUCAUGACAAACAUUUUCACAUGCUAACCCCCUUAAAUCUUAUAAACGAAUGGGUUUAGUAACGAAUCCUUAGAGUUCAUAAUGUUUAAAACAAUAUACAAGAUUUCAAAGGUUCCCUAGAUGAUCUUCUAAAUUGGUUCGAUCCUUAUUUUAACUUUAAUAUAAAUUAAAUGCCUGAAUUAGGAUUAUCAGAGAUUGAUAAUUUGGUCAAAAAUCUAUUUUAAAUAGAAGAAUGUGAAAAACUGUUAUUUAGAUUACUUAAUCAAUUAAUUGAAUAAGUAAAAUAGAUUGUUAUCGAAAUACUAAAAACAUUAAAGAGAUAAACCAAUUUAAAUGAAAUUAAUAAUUCAUCAAUUUCACGUAUUGAUUAAUUAAUAUUGGAAUAACCAAAGCAUCUCUAAAAGUUAAAAUCAAAUCUUAACCAUAUUACAUAUGAGUUCUUGAAUAAAAAUUCCAUUGAAUAACAGGAAUACUGUUAUGGAAUUGCUUUUAAUCAGGAUUGCUCCAUUGUAGCAGCAGGAUGUUCUAGUUCUAUAAAAAUAUAUGAAUUAAGGCAUAAAUGCAACUCUUGAAUCAACAUCAAGAUUGUGUGACCACUUUAAAUUUUAUGAAAAAAUCCAAUUAGCUUAUAUCUGGAGAUUUAGUUGGAUCUAUUUUGAUUUGGUCAAUCAAUCAUAAUAAUUAAUGGAUAUGCCCAUAAUAACUUGAAGAACACAAUGAUCGUGUAAAUUGUUUAAUUGUGAAUAAUAACGAAGAUAUUAUUAUAUCAAGUAGUUUAGAUCAGACUAUUAAGUUUUGGAUUAAAAAAAUGAAUGGACUUGUUAAUAAACAAUAACACAUCAUAAACGUGGUUUUUAUUAAUUAAGUUUAAAUGACAAAUAAAAUAAAGUUUUUUCCUAUGGUGACAAUCAAUUAAUAUUAGUAAUCGAGUAUUAGGAUUAGAAUAAAUAAUGGAUGGUAAUAUAAAAUAUUCAAGUUGAUUCAUAAGGAUUUAGAUUAUGUUAUAUCAACGAUAAUCUUUUCACAUUUCAUCCAAAGAAAGGCAAUUUGAUAAAUGCCUAUGAGAUGAAUAAUUUAAGCAAAUAAUACAUUCAAACCAAAACUAUCUCUGUAAAUCUAGGUAAUGACUUUUAUCUAUUUUUCCCAUAAUAAUAUAUCAAUUCAAAAUAGUUACUUGUGAGUAAGCAUGAUAAUUACGUCAAUUUAAUAAGAAAGACAGAUAAUGAUCAAUUUAAAGUAGAGUAAUCUAUUUAGUUUUGUAGUAAUACAUUAUUUGGGUGCAUGAGUGAUGAUGGAUAAUAUCUGAUUACUUGGGAUGAUUCAUCUAAAGAAAUACAAAUUAGGAUAUGUAAAGAAGAAUGA
Molecule: messenger RNA, 1471 nt
Organism: Paramecium octaurelia
Lineage: Eukaryota; Ciliophora; Oligohymenophorea; Peniculida; Parameciidae
Source: the annotation of a GenBank genome assembly